This is a messenger RNA of Procambarus clarkii (red swamp crayfish), 1005 nucleotides long. RefSeq lists its product as uncharacterized. The record is from RefSeq and is a predicted model, not a curated record. NCBI's taxonomy places the organism in Eukaryota, Metazoa, Arthropoda, Malacostraca, Decapoda, Cambaridae.
AUGCCUGUCUUCAUUUGUCUUCGUGUCAGUAACCUUGUUAUUGAUCCCUUGCACACGCCCACCCCCUGCACACGCCCACCCCCUGCACACGCCCACCUCCCUGCACACGCCCACCUCCCUGCACACGCCCACCUCCCUGCACACGCCCACCUCCCUGCACACGCCCACCCCCUGCACACGCCCACCUCCCUGCACACGCCCACCUCCCUGCACACGCCCACCCCCUGCACACGCCCACCCCCUGCACACGCCCACCCCCUGCACACGCCCACCCCCUGCACACGCCCACCCCCUGCACACGCCACCCCCCUGCACAUGCCCACCCCCUGCACACGCCCACCCCCUGCACACGCUCACCCCCUGCACACGCCCACCCCCUGCACACGCCCACCUCCCUGCACACGCCCACCCCCUGCACACGCCCACCCCCUGCACACGCCCACCCCCUGCACACGCCCACCCCCUGCACACGCCCACCCCCUGCACAUGCCCACCCCCUGCACACGCCCACCCCCUGCACAUGCCCACCCCCUGCACACGCCCACCCCCUGCACACGCCCACCCCCUGCACACGCCCACCCCUUGCACACGCCCACCUCCCUGCACACGCCCACCUCCCUGCACACGCCCACCUCCCUGCACCCUGCACACGCCCCCCCCCUGCACACGCCCACCCCCUGCACACGCCCACCCCCUGCACACGCCCACCCCCUGCACACGCCCACCUCCCUGCACACGCCCACCUCCCUGCACACGCCCACCUCCCUGCACACGCCCACCUCCCUGCACACGCCACCCCCCCUGCACACGCCCACCCCCUGCACACGCCCACCCCCGGCACACGCCCACCCCCUGCACACGCCCACCCCCGGCACACGCCCACCCCCUGCACACGCCCACCCCCGGCACACGCCCACCCCCCUGCACAUAUUAUUUGCUGGAAUUUUUUAUUCACUUGAAAAGGAUGGAGCUAUUACCACAGCAGCUGCCCAGCGGCCACAGUAG